Messenger RNA from Cinclus cinclus, 2674 nucleotides. RefSeq names its product lipase maturation factor 2 (gene LMF2). Gene Ontology annotation, biological process: protein maturation. The transcript is spliced from 14 exons. The record is from RefSeq and is a predicted model, not a curated record. Bases 1 to 2127 code for a protein of 708 amino acids. Gene Ontology annotation, cellular component: endoplasmic reticulum membrane. NCBI's taxonomy places the organism in Eukaryota, Metazoa, Chordata, Aves, Passeriformes, Cinclidae.
AUGGUCGCCAUGGGGGAGGUUUUGCGACCGCGGGCGAUGUUCCUGGCUGGGCUGGCCGCGGUGUAUAUCGCCGCCUUCGGAUCCCUCUACGUGCAGAUCCCCGGGCUAUACGGGCGCGAGGGGAUCCUGCCAGCUCGCCGGAUGCUGCGGCUCAGCGGGAAGGGGCUGUGGGAACAGCUGCGGGAUUCGCCCACGCUGCUGUGGUUCGGUCCCCGCCUGGGGCUGGACACGGAGCAGGGCAUGGAGCUGCUGUGCCUGCUGGGCAUCCUGGCGGCAUUCGGGGCGCUGCUCUGUGAUGCCAUGCGAGACUGCCUGGUGUUCGCCCUGCUCAGGAUGUUCUACCUGUCCCUCUACCAGGUGGGACAGGUAUUCCUGUACUUCCAGUGGGAUAGCCUGCUGCUGGAGACUGGGUUCCUGGCCGUGCUGGUGGCCCCCCUGCGCCUGCUGAGGUCGGGGUCCUCAGCCUGGAGACCGCAUGACGCCGUCACCUUCUGGGGAGUGCGCUGGCUCCUCUUCCGCCUCAUGUUCGCCUCAGGGGUGGUGAAGCUCACGAGCCGUUGCCCCACCUGGUGGGGGCUCACAGCACUGACAUACCACUAUGAGACCCAGUGCAUCCCCACGCCGGGUGCGUGGCUCGCCCAUCAGUUGCCCAUGUGGUUCCAGAAGCUCAGCGUGGUGGCCACCUACGUUAUCGAGGUGGCCGUGCCCCUGCUCUUCUUCGCGCCCCUGCGCCGCCUGCGCCUCUUCGCCUUCUACUGCCAGGUGCUGCUGCAGAUCCUCAUCAUCCUCACAGGCAACUACAACUUCUUCAAUGCUCUGACCAUCGUGCUGGCCUUGUCCCUGCUGGAUGAGGAGCAUGUGGGGUGCUGGCUGGGCCGGCCCCGCAAGAGGCACAGCUCUGCCUGGCCCCCCAGCCUGGGCUCAGUGCUGGCCACGCUGCUGGAGCUCAGCACCUACGGGCUCCUGCUCUACUGGACCGUGCGCUGCUUCAGCCUGGAGUUCAACUGGGACAAGAAACUGCUGGAUUCCAAAGUGGCUUUCACCUACCACGAGUUCACCACGUGGCUGCGGACGGUGACGCUGCCGCUGGUGGGGGUGGCCUUCCUGUCCCUAUCCUGGGAGAUUCUUGUGGCCAUGUACCGCUGUGCCUGCAUCCGCGGAUGCUUCUGGAAGUUCUGGGCCACCCUGCAGUGGGCCAUCAUGGCCACGGCCACCAUGGGCCUGUUUGCUGUCAGCCUGGUGCCCUUCACCUACAUCGAUCACGAGUCCAAUGGGAAGCUGUGGCCCGGGAUCCACCAGAUGUUUGGAGCUGUAGAGCGGUUCCAGGUGGUCAAUUCCUACGGGCUGUUCCGCAGGAUGACCGGCGUGGGCGGCCGGCCUGAGGUCAUCCUGGAGGGCAGCUACGAUGGGCACAGCUGGACGGAGAUCGAGUUCAUGUACAAACCUGGGAACGUGAGCAAAGCCCCGGCUGUGGUGGCCCCGCACCAGCCCCGCCUGGACUGGCAGCUCUGGUUCGCCGCCCUCGGGCCCCACCAGGGCAGCCCCUGGUUCAGCGCCCUGGUGCUGCGCCUGCUGCAGGGACAGCCUGACGUGAUCCGGCUGGUGCAGACAGAUGAGUCACAGUACCCAUUCCAUGCCCGCCCUCCCACCUUUCUGCGGGCCCAACUCUACAAGUACUGGUUCACAUCCCCCAGCGAGGCCAGCUCGGGCCCAGCACCGUGGUGGCGACGGCAGCACGUGCAGGAAUUCUUCCCUUCUGUGUCCCUGGGAGACCCCAGGCUGGAGUCCCUGCUCAGCCAGCACGGCCUCAAGGACAAGCCCCCUCUGCGGCACCGAGCUGACGCUGUCCUGCCGCGGUUCCUGAGCUCUGUUCGCCGCCUGUGCCAGCCCUUCUCGGGCCCCACCCUGCUCUGGUCCCUCUACUUGGUGGCCGCCACCGCGGGGCUACUGCGAGCCCUGGCUCGGCGAGCCCGGUGGGGGUCACCCCCAGCUCGGCACAAAGGGCCCCGGGAACGGGGCGAGCGUAACGGGGUGCGGGGCACAGAGGGGGCGAGGGGCACAGAGGGGUCAAGGGGCACAGACGGGGCACGGCCUGAGGGCCGGCACGGCAACAAGAGGAAGAAGUAGCCCCUGCAAGCCCCCCCAAAAACGGGGUGAGGGGGCGACUCCCCGGGUGGGGGGGCAGCGCUUGUUGGAGCCCGUGUGCCAGUUGCCUUCAGCCUGGUGUUGUGGCCAUGCGGGGUGGGGACACCUCCCCAGCAGUCCAGGGAUUCCUGGGGACCCCUCCCCAGCUGCUUGGAGCCCCCUUCCCAGUGUUUGGGGACCCUGCCCUACUGACCAGGAACUCCUUGAGACCUGACUCCAGUGCCCAAGGUGUCCCCACUGCCUGGGGACCCUGUUCCCCUGCCCCAGGACUCCUUGGAGACCCCUCCCCACUGCCUGGGGACCCUGUCCCACUGCCCCAGGACCUCUUGAGGAUCCCUCCAGGCCCCACAGCUGGGGGGAGGCUCAGCACAGGUCAGGGGCUCAGAGCAGGUGGGGGCUCUGUGCCCACGGGCUGGAGUAGUUUGGGCAGUGCCAGCCCCUCUGGUUACCCUGCCCAGCCCUUCAGGUCACUUUGGGGUCCCCACCCCACCCCCCAGCACACCUCUCCCCUCCCCAUGGGCUCUGCCCA